AUGUUGAGUUUUUACUACUACAGAGAAGAAGGCAACUCACUCCUUGUGGUCUCAGGAGGAAGUCUGGUCUUACAGAGGGGACUGCUUCCAGACGGAGACACCAGGAAAAAGAAGAGAAAUGCCUCUGCGUGCCCCGUCAGGACCAACCGGGACCGGGUGCCCACUUACCUGUACUGCAUGGAUUUCGAGAAGAUGGGCAAAUGCAUCAUCAUAAAUAACAAGAAAUUUGACAAGGCGACAGGUAUAGAUGUCCGCAAUGGGACAGACAAAGAUGCAGAGGCCCUCUUCAAGUGCUUCCGAAGCCUGGGUUUUGAAGUGACCGUCCACAAUGACUGCUCUUGUGCGAAGAUGCAAGAUCUGCUUAGGAAAGCCUCUGAGGAGGACCACAGCAACUCAGCCUGCUUUGCACGCAUCCUGCUGAGCCACAGAGAAGAGAAUCUGAUUUACGGGAAAGAUGGCGUGACACCCAUAAAGGAUCUGACAGCUCAUUUUAGGGGAGACCGAUGCAAAACCCUGUUAGAGAAACCCAAACUCUUCUUCAUCCAGGCAUGCCGAGGAACGGAGCGUGAUGACGGGAUCCAGGCUGACUCGGGGCCCAUCAACGACACUGAUGCUAAUCCCCGGUACAAGGUCCCCGUGGAAGCUGACUUUCUCUUUGCUUACUCCACCGUUCCAGGUUAUUACUCAUGGAGGAACCCAGGAAAAGGCUCCUGGUUUGUGCAGGCCCUCUGCUCCAUCCUCAACGAGCACGGUAAGGACAUGGAGAUCAUGCAGAUCCUGACCAGGGUGAACGACCCGGUGGCCAGGCACUUCGAGUCCCAGUCUGACAAUCCGCGCUUCAACGAGAAGAAGCAGAUCCCGUGUAUGGUGUCCAUGCUCACAAAAGAGCUCUACUUUGGCCGUUGA
Molecule: messenger RNA, 906 nt
Organism: Mastomys coucha (southern multimammate mouse)
Lineage: Eukaryota; Metazoa; Chordata; Mammalia; Rodentia; Muridae
Product: caspase-7-like
Exons: 1
Coding region: 1-906 (301 amino acids)
Biological process (GO): apoptotic process; proteolysis
Cellular component (GO): cytoplasm
Source: RefSeq, a predicted model, not a curated record